Messenger RNA from Myripristis murdjan (pinecone soldierfish), 2978 nucleotides. RefSeq names its product acidic leucine-rich nuclear phosphoprotein 32 family member E-like. The transcript is spliced from 7 exons. Lineage: Eukaryota; Metazoa; Chordata; Actinopteri; Holocentriformes; Holocentridae. Gene Ontology annotation, biological process: regulation of apoptotic process. Gene Ontology annotation, molecular function: phosphatase inhibitor activity; histone binding. Gene Ontology annotation, cellular component: nucleus. The record is from RefSeq and is a predicted model, not a curated record. Bases 143 to 895 code for a protein of 250 amino acids.
AGCUAACAUGGAGGUUUAGUUAUCGUCUGGCAGCCAUUGACAGAGGAAGGCCACUGUGAAAGCGCGCCCGAGUGCACGACAUUCACUUACAUUUAAACCGGGUGAUAGAAGUUGUUUUUUGCACUUUCUCGGGGCUACAAAAAUGGAGAUGAAGAAGAGGAUCAGCUUGGAGCUGCGGAACAGGAACCCGGCCGAGGUGGUGGAGAUGGUGGUGGAUAACUGUCGCUCCAGUGACGGAGAGGUGGAGGGUCUGACGGACGAGUACAAGGAGCUGGAGCUGCUCAGCAUGGUGAACAUCGGCCUCACCUCGCUGGCCAAACUGCCCUCACUGCCCAAACUACGCAAGCUGGAGGUCAGCGAUAACACCAUCUCAGGAGGGUUGGACACACUGGCAGAGAAAUGUCCCAACCUGACUUACCUCAACCUCAGCGGGAACAAGAUCAAAGAGCUGAGCACGGUGGAGGCUCUGCAAAACCUGAAGAACCUGAAGAGCCUGGACCUGUUCAGCUGCGAGGUCACCACGCUGGACGACUACAGGGAAAGUGUGUUUGAGCUGCUGCCUCAGGUGACCUACCUGGACGGCUACGACCAGGAGGACAACGAGGGACCCGACUCCGAGGCCGACGAUGACGAAGACGGCGCCGCUCACCCUGGAGACGAAGACGACGAUGAGGAGGACGAGGACGAAGGCUCUGAGGGAGAGGAGGAGGUUGGCCUGUCCUACCUGAUGAAGGAGGGAAUCCAGGAUGAAGAAGACGACGAUGACUAUGUUGAAGAGGAGGAGGAAGAGGAGGAGGAUGAGGAUGCAGAUGAGGACGGGGCACCAGUCCAGGGGGAGAAAAGGAAGAGAGACCCAGAGGAUGAGGGAGACGAUGAUGAUGAAGAUGACGAGUAGUUUCUUAACCCCCUGAUCCCAUGUUGACCCCCACCCCCCACCCCCAGACCCCACUUUGACCUCUGACCUCACGUUGACCCCCGGGUUCACAUCAGAGCCAGAGGAGGACAGGAGACAGGAAGCUGCUCGCGCCCUGGAUCUGACUCGAGUUUCUCGUUCGGUUGCUGUCUGUCAGACCUCCCAGAAUGCAACACUCCUCCUGACGGGGUCGCUGUGAUGCUUUCUCUCGUCAGAUGCUUCUUUAACCCUUUGAACGCUGAGCAAAAACAUGACAGAAAGGCCACGAGCAGCUGAAGAGGAAACGAGACCAAAAAAUUUUUUUUGCAAGAAAUGAAUUAAAAGUGAGAAGAAAACCACCUGAAAUUUACCAGAAACAGAAAAGUAGAAAACAAAAGUUAAAGACCCGAAAUUAUGCAAACAAAUAGAGACUUGGAAAUGAGCCCAAACAGAGUUUUUAUUCUGGUAACGUAAUUUUUAAAUAUAUAAUUCUAAUAAUUAUAUUAGCUUUCAUUUUCGUGUAACUUCACUAAUUUCUUGCAGAUAUUGGGUCAGUUUUCUCAGCUGCUUGUCGCCUUUACGCCGACGUUUCUGAAAGAAAUGAAGCCAGUUUGCUCGGGUUUCAAAGGGUCACAUUUUUGUGAAAGGCUCAACUUGAGGAAAAGCGAGCGAGACAGGCGGCGUCCUCCUCCGUGUUGGAUUCUGGUUGAUCUGACGUAACAACACAAACUGGUUUUAAAUCGCGCUCGUGUGUUUUUAUGGCGGAAUGCUCCUUUAUCUGGUUCCUGGCGGUCGGCCGGUUGCGUUCAGCUCUGCUGUGGAAGUGACCGCUGACUGUGUUUUGGCUGCAGUUUGGGUGAACUGUCCCUUUAAUGUGCAGGAGGUCUUCAGGCUGCUGUCGCCGGGCAGCUUCUGUGUGACUUGCUGAGGUUUCCGCUCGGCCGGCAGACUGUGUCCGUCCACGUCUUUUUUUAAAACGCGACUCUUUCUCUCCGUUGGGACCUUCUGUCCACAGCUCGUCUUCAUCUGAGGCUGGAGCUCCUCUUCCUCCUCCUCCUCCUCCUCCUCUUCCUCUGUCCUCGUUCUCGGCUCCUGAGUCUGUAGCUAAACUCUGGGAUGGCAACAAGCCGCUGCUCCUCUGCACACGCUCACAUCCACGCCACACACACUUCUUGUCAUCGGUGUUUUUUAAACUGAUAAAGGUGCAUUCUCAGUAAACGUGUGUGGAGAAAUCCACGCCUGCUGGUGGAUGGACACAGUUUGCUGUUUCUUCAGCGGGAAAUACUUUAUUACUGAUUUUUUUUGUUUUGUUUUGUUUUGUUGUUUUUUAAAUAACAAAACCCAGCAGUCUCCACCCGGCCCGUCGCGUCGCGGUGAAGAGAAACCAGACGAGACACAAACAGUACGGGGAAGUGGGGAUUUUUUAAAACGUUUCUUUUUUUUCCAUAUUUGGGUUGGACUGUUCCUUUAACUCCUGGAAACCUGGAUGCCUGUCAGAGUUGUUGUGUUUAAAUGCUUGUGAAAGGCGUCGGACAGCAGCCUGGAAAUUAGCUUAAAAAAAGAGACAGAAAUUUGGAAAAAAAAAAAAAAAGACCUGAGAUUAAGCGACUCCAAAAAAUAUCCUAAAAAUGACAACAACAAUAAUAAGACCUGACAAUUAAACAAAACACAUAACAUAAUUUAAAAUAUACAAUUAUAAAAAUAGUUUUCUGGGCAUUAUUUUUCCCGUAUUUCAGGUCAUUUUCUUUUCUGUGACUAUUUUUUUUAAACAUGUCGAGGUCAUUUCUUGCUCGGCUGCGUGUUGUUGCUCUGGUUUUGUUUGAACACAUGAAGUCUGCCGGGCUUCCAGGUUUCAGAGGCUCAACCUGCUGCACGGCGGCGGUGCAGUGCAUUAUGGGAUGCGUCUGGGUCGGCGAGCUUGCGUCCUGUCCUGUCCUCCGGCUGUCCACAUGUAAAUACAGAGCUGUCCUCUCCCUGUCCACUUCCUGUUGAAGUGUCUGUCGCUUUUAUUUUUGUAUUUCUGUCUGCAGUUUGUGUGCUGUAAUCUUCUGAUGAGUGUUUUGGAAUAAAAACAACUGGAUUCUCA